CUCCCACAGACACACAGCAGAGAGGAGAGGAGAGAGAGAGAGGGAGCAAACAAGACGCUAUCAUGACGCCGUGGCUCCAGGCUGGAAAACAGAAACAGUCACACUGACCGGGGGCUGCGUCUGAGGAGGACAUGAGACAAAAAGCAGAAGAUAUGAGAGGAACAGGAGACCAGCGACAUCUACAUUCGUGUGACCUACAUUACUGCUCCUAGAAGAUCUUUAUUGCUACCUUCUCCUCUGUUGGUCCUACCUGCUGCACAACCGUCCUUCCCCCAACUGUGGAUUGAACCAUCUGCUCCUGGGCACUGGGGAUGGAGGCUGCUCUCAGUUUGGAUCCUCUGAGAAUUACAUCAACAUCAAAGUCUGUUGCGUUUCCCUACAUCAGACCUGAAGAGGACGGAUUUUGUUGUUUUAAGGGACAUGCUGCUCUGGGAACAAGAAACAUCUUGAUGACGAAAGGCAUUUUAAAUGGGAAUAUUGGGAGUUCUGGAUGUCUUGCCCCUUAUUAAACCAUUCAGAAGUCAGUAGUGGAUUGUACACUAAAAUAACAGAAAAACAAAUCUAAAUCUGAUCUUCAGCACUCUUUCCUGGGUGUUGUGUGGAAAAGUCUUGCAGGAAGGGGUUACGACCCUCUAAUUGUGAUUGCAAGCUCCAGAAAAGGGUGUGUCUGAAUGUCUUGGCCCUCCAUAUGUCUACAGAAAUGCAUCCAAUUUUCACAACAAAAGCCAUGCCUCGCCUAAAAUCCAUCAGUUUCAAAUACUCUUAAGAAGUUAAUGUGAAUGAUUUUCACCGUCCUCUCUGAUGCAUAAUGGAAUGAAUUGUGAGACAAAGACAUAAAAAAAACCCUUGUAUCUGAACAAGCCCCCUCUCCUGGCUACACUGUGGCAUAAGGGGUGUGUUUGGAGGUUCAACCCCAGCUGGCUGGCGCUCGCAGAUGGAGGCCCACCAACACUCCCCAGAUAGCAGCAGUGAGGAGUGCACCGUCCUGGAGGCUCCACCCGGCAAAAAUGCCUGCCCACAACAUUCGGGGAAGGUGGCAGACCACUACUGUUCAGCAUGUGAGUGUGCGCUGUGUGAGGACUGUGUAGGGGACCAUGUAGAGCACCCUAAAGUACCCCUCAGCCAUGCCCUGGAGCAGCACCGGAGCAGCCUGCAGGAGAGCCUGGGGACUAUCCAGAGCAGGCUGCCUCAGAUUUCAGACGCCCUCUCCUUCAUUAAAGAGAUUCUUCAGCAGCUGACAAAUCAGAGAGCUUCCAUCGAAGAGGACAUCCAGUCCAGCUUUGAGGAUCUGCACAAGCAGCUGGAUGUCCGGAAGAGUGUUUUGCUGAUGGAGCUGGAGGUCACAUAUGGACUCAAACAGAAGGUCCUCCAGGCCCAGGUUGAUAGCCUUGUCCGGGGGGAAGGUGACAUCAUGGCCUCUAGUACUCAGACGGAAGAGGCUCUGGCUGGGGAGGCAUGUGUGGCAAGCCAUCAGGUGGAACGGGAACUGCAAGAGAAUCUUCGGGAGCUUGCCGGACUCGGGCUACCAUGUCAGCCAGAGGAGAACGAUCAGCUGGAUCUGAUAAUGGAGACUGACGGGUUAAGGAAGUCUAUACACAACUUAGGGACCAUCGUUACAACCAGUGCCGUGGCAAGCCAGAGUGAAGCCAUGGGUGCAGGCCUGGAGCAGUGCAUUGUGGGACAUCCUUCCUCUGUUACCAUAGUGACAAGAGACAAGUCAGGUGGAGCCUGUAAGAGUGGCAAUGCAAUCCUGUCAGCGGAGGUGUUCACCCCUGAUGGAAGCAUAGUGGACGGUGAAAUAGUGGACCACAAGAAUGGAACCUAUGAGUUUGUGUACAUAGUGCCAAAGGAGGGUAACUUUUCGUUGGCUCUUCGUCUGUAUGACCAACACAUCAAAGGAAGCCCCUUCAAACUGACAGUCAGCGGCGCAUUUGAGGCUGAAGUCGAGGUGUCCCCCUCCACCACCACUGCAACGAACUCAGCUGCCUACGCAACCCCAUCCACGGGCUCCUCUGAGGGGGCAAAACGACGAGGAAAGUCCCCCGGCCAGAAGAAGAAAGGUUCCAAGAGGGCCAGCAGCGCCCUGGGCACCCCAAGACGCAAAACCCAGAACCCCAUUGAGGACGACCUUAUCUUCAGGAUUGGAACAAAGGGGAGGAACAAAGGAGAGUUCACUAAUCUUCAAGGAGUGGCUGCCUCUUCCACUGGCAGGAUCCUGAUUGCUGACAGCAACAAUCAGUGUGUUCAGAUUUUUGCAAAUGAGGGGGAAUUCAAGAGCCGUUUUGGGGUGAGGGGACGAUCACCGGGGCAACUACAACGUCCUACAGGGGUAGCUGUGCACCCCAGUGGUGACAUCAUCAUUGCUGACUAUGACAACAAAUGGGUCAGCAUCUUCUCCUGUGAAGGAAAGUUCAAGGCAAAGCUUGGCUCUGGGAGACUCAUGGGGCCAAAGGGUGUGACCAUAGACCUGAAUGGAAAUGUGAUAGUUGUUGACAACAAGGCAUGCACUGUCUUCAUCUUCCAGAUGACUGGCAAGCUCAUCACCAAGUUUGGAAGUCGAGGCAAUGGUGACAAACAAUUUGCAGGUCCACAUUUUGCAGCAGUAAACAAGAACAAUGAGAUCAUUGUGACUGACUUCCAUAACCACUCUGUCAAGGUCUUCACCCCAGAGGGAGAACUGGUGUUGAAAUUUGGAUCUAACGGUGAGGGAAAUGGCCAAUUCAAUGCUCCCACUGGUGUAGCUGUGGACAAUAAUGGGAACAUCAUUGUAGCUGACUGGGGCAACAGCAGAAUACAGGUGUUUGAUGGCAGUGGCUCCUUUCUGUCCUACAUCAACACGUCAGCAGACCCUCUUUAUGGACCCCAAGGUCUGGCUCUGACCUCAGAUGGACAUGUGGUAGUGGCUGACUCUGGUAACCACUGCUUCAAAGUCUACCGCUACCUACAAUGAUGGAGGCUGGGAUGGAGGUGUAAAGCCAAUGGAGGAGAGACGGACAGGGGAAGCAGUUGAUGGAGUGGAGCGAUAAGGUGCAUGACGUCCAAUUCUAAGAAUUGUUGCAUGAAACUCUACUGCUGUGUGUAAGAAAGUAAAGGAGGAUUGGGUAGAAAAUAAACGAUAACAAAGAAGAAGGACCAGCCAUAAUUACAUCACUAUACCAAAAUGGAGAAAAAAAUCAGGUUGACAUCAUGAUGAUUCUGAAACAAUCAAACUGGGAUACUGGAUGAUAAAGACUGGGCUCUGAAGCACACUUACCUUAAAAUCUGAAUAGAGGAGCUGUUCAGGGAAAACUGGAAGAUGAUGGUCUAUCGUUAGAACGCUUAAUGCUGCCCUCAUGCAAAUUCAUCAAUUAUUACUGAAAAGGAUGAAAGACUGAUGCAAUGCUGGAGGAAGACCAGAUAUGCAACAACUGAUUGAAGAUGUCAAUUUCCACAAGUCCCUCUCUCUCCAAGUUUGGCAUCGGUAGAGAAAUAGAGAACUGGAUAAAAAUGGCUUUAAAGACAGGAUGAACAAAAAAGGUUACAGAAGGGGAGGAGUAAAACAUCUUUGGAAACAACCACGGUCUUAAACCCACAAUGAGGUGAAUUAUGGAUAACGGGAUUGAGAUUGAUCAAAGGCAUGAAUGAAUCAGUGUGUAUAUUUUGCAGAGAAUGGAUUGGAAUUUAAGUUUGCUAAUGUUCUGCCUUCUAAUAUUGUUUGUUUAAGACAAUAUAAUGGCAACUGUGCUAAAAGUGGUCUUCUUCUUGACAUCCUCUGUAACUCCCGAUUGUUACCCAAGAUUUCCCUUUUGUACCAAUGAUUACAUCUGAACACCACAACUCUAACUUUCGAAAGUUAACAAUACUUACCGACCAUCAGAACUAUUCAAGGGGCCCUUAAGCAAAGCACUUAACUGCAAACCUUUUCAAGCAAACUAUGAAAGGGCCUCCGAUGCAUGCCAGAUUUCCGUUACCUGUGUGGUUCAGUAUCCCUCAAAGAUGGCCUUAAAAACCAUUGUCAGACAGAUUAGGCCACUUUUAGCCUGUUGUACAUUGUUGGAUAUUAGGACUCUCUGAAAAUUGAAUGUUUAAUUUGUUUCUUGCCAUAUGCUAGUAUUCUUUACAAGUCUUUGGCAACAGAUUCAUCAUUUAAAAAGACUUCCUGUCUGUGAUUGUUUGAAUGAUCCAUUGGUUGGUUGACACAGUCGCUUUAAUGAGCAGUGUCGUUUACCUGUGCUUGGUUUGAGUGUAACUUAAUUUUUCCUGACAAAUCUGUGGCAAGUGUAUCCUAUAUUUGUGAGAAUACUUUUAAUAAUAUCAUGUCAAAUGUUCAAAUCAAUUAAUGGAACCAGCAACAUUUUACGUUUCAUCUCGUCAGCUUAAAGCAAGCAAAGGAAAUUCUACAAUGUUUUUAAAAAUCCGUCAUCACCCAUGAAAUAAUAAUGCGUCUGCGUUCGAGAAGCAUGCCUCUGUGUUAUGUGAAUGUGUGACAUCAAACAUAUCUCUAUGGACUUCAACAGUUCUUCAGCACUUACCAAAACUUACAGUAAAGUUGAUCAGUGUAAAGGGACAGGUGUUAAAUUUACAAAGCAUUUAGAAAUCACAAAAGCAAAAUGUUGUGAUAGUUCUGCAAAGCAUUUCCAUCAAUCAUUCGUUUUCAUCAGUUUUACCCCUUUAUUUUUAUUAUUGCUACACAGAAAACAUCAACUAGACUGACAGAUCCUUGUCAUAAAGGAAGUGGCAUCCUUACAGAAGUUUAAAUUCUGUUGUUCAGUGUAUUUAAAAAAACCUUUGAGUCCUCUCAGUAAACAUGUUGUAGUUUACUUCUUACUUUUAACUUCAUAUCUCGCCGUUUGAUUGUGUUCCACUGUGUGCAUUGAAAUUCUGAAGUGCCCGUUAUUUUUCUUCUUUUUCUACAUUUUCUUCAUGAUGUUGAGUUGCAGUAUGAUUGUUUGUUGAUAUAUUGUAAAUUGUGAUGGGACAAAUCAUUUGAUUAAGUAUAUUCUAUUAUUUAUUGUCAAAUGAAAGUUUUCAUGCUUUGCUAGCUCAGCUUGUACGCGUUGUAUUUAAGAUUGACACCAAUACACAUUUUUAAUUACAUUUGGAUAUAUUCACUGCAUCUGAGAACCAAGCUUUAACCACCUGAUGUUCAGUUCUGGAGGUUUUUUUUUUUAAUUACAAUAUCAUCUAUUUUGUAUGUAAUUGUGCAAAUUCUUAAGAUGACAAAAUCAAUGUUAUUUGAAGCCUUGGUUUUAAUGCUGAAUGCUAACAAUGCUAGCGAUCUGUUCUACAGGUAAAAAAGACAACCAUUCAUUUUAAUUAUGUCAGAAGUGCAUGUCAAAUAUGAAAAAUAGGUUAAAAAGAAGGUUGUAUAAGUCAAUGUGUUACCCUCUUUGUUUGUUGAAGCCAACUGUGCUGCUAAAUAUUUUAAUUUUGCAUAUCAACAGUCAUUAUUGAUUGGUUCACUAUCGAUUGGUUCAACCAAACCAGGUUGUGUUUUUUAAUUUUCCUGGGCCUUGUUUGCUGGAGUGUCAGCCUUAAUAUCAGCAGGACGUAUGAAUGUUUUUUCAAAAGGGGGUACGACAGACUUGCCAUUUCCAAACUUUUCGUUUUUAAUUCAUCUUAAGACAGUAAGAGCUAGAUACUAAUCUUUUGAAUCAAUAAGGUCAUUUGUAUAUUACAUAUCCAUUUGAGAGAACUUUUUUCUGAAAUAUAACCAUUUUCUUCAACUAAAUCUACACAAUGGCAAAUGCUACAUUUGGCACUACAUUUAUUAGAUGUACGACUUGUGUGCUUAAUUGAACGAGCUGGACAAUUUGAGUCAUUUGUUUUUUCCUCAAAUGGAUAUGUAGUGUGAUGGCACACAGUUCUUAAGUUUCUGAUCAGUUCCCAACAUUUUCACUUGCCUGCUUAUUUCCUCUCUGUAAUUGCUCUCUGUUUUGUCCGUUCAUUUUGGUUUGUCUUCAAUAUUCACAAACUCAACAUGGAAAUAAAGCAUUGAUUCCAAAAUGGCA
Labrus mixtus (cuckoo wrasse) is the source of this 5990-nucleotide messenger RNA. Its product is annotated as tripartite motif-containing protein 2-like. The transcript is spliced from 16 exons. NCBI's taxonomy places the organism in Eukaryota, Metazoa, Chordata, Actinopteri, Labriformes, Labridae. The record is from RefSeq and is a predicted model, not a curated record. Gene Ontology annotation, molecular function: ubiquitin protein ligase activity; protein binding; translation repressor activity. Gene Ontology annotation, biological process: negative regulation of translation; proteasome-mediated ubiquitin-dependent protein catabolic process; protein polyubiquitination. Bases 935 to 2950 code for a protein of 671 amino acids.